AUGUCUGUGACGGAAGAAAAAGUUCAAGAGCUUGAUAGGAGUUUUUUAGAAUUUAUGAGUAAGACUGAUAAUGUUGAUCUUGCAACUAAAGAAAUAUAUGACGAUCUUUUGGACGAAGUAUUAAUGGGUUUUGUUUUUGACGUGCAUCGUACCAUAAAAACAGGUAGUUCGGAUGUUGAAGAAGGUAUUCCAGAUGAUGAGUCGUAUGCUAUAGUUGAUUCACCGGGGUUGGAUGUGUUUGGUCAGCAUCCAAUUAAAAAAACCCAAGAGUGCAAUUGUCCGAAUUGCGACCGAGGAGUCGCGGCAUGCAGAUUUGCAACUCAUUUAGAAAAAUGCAUGGGAAUGGGCCGGAACAGUUCGAGAAUAGCGUCAAGAAGGAUAGCCAAUAGUUCAAAAGAUAUGAGUAAUUUUAGCGGCAUUGUCAGUGACGACGACGAUGAUGCUGAUUGGAGUGUCGCCAAUGACAAAAGAAAGCGCAGAAAAGACCGCAAUGGGAUUAAAAAAUCAAAGCAGCCAAGAAACUCCCAAAAAAAUGGUGACGCACAGUCUGGCGAGCUUCAGAUGAGUAACGAAAAUUCUCCGUCCAAUUACGACAAUAUGUCAUUAGAGGAUAAACGAGCAUUGCUGGGUCAAAUAUGCGGAGUUAUUUCGGAGCAUACAAAAAAACUCUGCACGCGCUCUGUUCGCUGUCCUCAACAUUCUGACGACCAACGGAAAGAAAUGAGAGCGAAUUUGGAGCUCAGUGAAGGCUCACGAAUUAAUCAGGAUAAUUUUCAGAUAGACGUCGACAUGUUUGAUGAAAAUGAUGGACAGCAAUUGCGAGAAACUCUUUCGAGAUGGGAGUGCGAGGGCUCUAAUCAGUCUAGUCCGGCUGAUUCUGCGUCGACUACUUCUAAUUCCUCGUUCACGAGAAAACGCGAGGGGAAGUCUAAGGGCAAAGGCAAAGGCGGAAAACGAGACCGAGUGUCCCCUAUUUCUCAAGGCGACUAA
Molecule: messenger RNA, 990 nt
Organism: Cotesia congregata
Lineage: Eukaryota; Metazoa; Arthropoda; Insecta; Hymenoptera; Braconidae
Source: the annotation of a GenBank genome assembly